ACAAUGCUCAAGGACGACUCCUUGCUGCUCAUACCAAAUGUGUUGAAGGUGUUCUUGGAGAAUGGACAGAUUAAGUCCUUUACAUUUGAUAGCCGUACCACUGUUAGGGAUGUGAUCUCCUCCCUGCAGGACCGCCUCUCACUGCGCUACAUAGAGCACUUUGCAUUGGUGCUGGAGGCAGGUGGUCUGGACCAGAAUCAGAGGUUGCAUCUGCUGCAGGAGAACCAGCCCCUGACACAUGUGGUGCAUAGAACCUAUUUCCAAGGGAUGAAGUGUCUAUUUCGCAUCUGCUUCUUCCCCAAGGACCCUGCAGACCUGCUGAGAAGAGACCCCGCUGCAUUUGAGUACCUCUAUAUACAGAGUCGCAAUGACGUCAUCAAGGAGCGCUUUGGCAUGGACUGGAAAUCUGACAUCACGUUACGAUUGGCUGCGCUCCAUAUCUACAUCACUGUGUCCUCCGCACGGCCCAAUCAGAAGAUCUCUCUCAAGCAUGUCGAAAAAGAGUGGGGGCUAGAGCCUUUCCUUCCGCUCACUCUGCUUCCAACAGUCAAGGAGAAGAAUGUGUGUAAGAGCCUGUCUCAGUUGCUGAAGACCUACCAGCAUCCACCACCAUCGGGCAACAAGGUUCCUCCUCUCCAAGGAAAGCUGCAGUACAUGCGUGUACUCAACGACCUCCCACCUUUUGGUGGAAUACUGUUCCACACUGUUGGACUGGAUGAGAAGCAAUCAGCUACAACACUACUGGUGGGUCCUCGACAUGGCAUUAGUCAUGUGAUUGACCUGAAAAACAACCUCACAACAGUUCUAACCGAGUUCAGUAGGGUUGCCAAGAUCCAGCUCUACAGAGAGAGCCAAGGAGUGGCUCGUGUGGAGGUGACAAUCCAUGAGGCCAAGCCCCUGGUCCUACUCAUGGAAUGGCCUGAUGCCAGUAACUUUGCAUGCCUCAUCUCUGGCUACUACAAGCUGUUUGUAGACCCUAAACGGACCAUCUACUUCCGGACCCCUGGUCAGUCUCAGCUGACCAAGGCAGAUUACAGAAGCUCCCACCAUGCCCACCCACGUUCUGGGGCAACCAGCCUGCCAAGUGGAGGGCGGCGAGGGGACGAGAGGGAAGGCUCACACAGGGAGUCAGGGUCUGCAAGGGCCCUAGUUCCAGCAGAGCCUCAGCAUCUAGGCCUGUGUCAUGUCCACCUACGAGAACAACAACAAUUUCAAGACCAGCAAACACACGCCGAAGCUGAACUCGACAUCAACGAAAACUUUAUUUCCCAAGAGCCCCCUGGGCGGCCCCGCACCAAGUCAGACCCAACCCAGCAGAGUACAGAGGAAAUAGCAGGGGUUUUAGAGAGCCCAGCAGUGGAGAAUACAGGAUUUAGAAUCCGAGCCCAAACAAUGGGUCAAUCCCAGAAAACAUCACGAUACUUCUGUGACUCCUGCAAAGCCAGGCAUAGGGCAGAGGGUCUGUCAACAGCAGUAAACAGUACUGGGAGCUCGGGAAAACACUGCUCCAGUGCUUGUGCCUCCCGAGAUGGAGGCGCUGUUGACCUUAUGGCCCUACCGCCCCCAGGGAAUGAAGAGGAGGAUGAAGCAGAUGGUGGAGGAGAGAAGCUGCAACCACCACCACCUGCUAUUGCUGCACCACCACCUGGCUUCAGGGACAACAGUUCAGAUGAGGAUGACACAAAGAGAGGGAGGAAGGCUCGAACUGGUGCCAGCCCAGGGGUCGCCUCUGGAAAGCUGACCCAUGCCAAGGAAGAUGUUCCUGUGACACUGAUUGAUAAUGUGACCACAAGAACAGUCCGAGAUCACGCCCAGGAGCUUGAUGAUGCUCUAGUGUCCACCUUACAGGCGCUAGAGGCUUUGGCAGCCUCAGAGGAUUACCCCCAUCACCCUCAACAGCCAACACAGACUGCAGGGCUGAUUGUCUUAGCUGCAAUUACACCUGAGUCAUCACUGGACUCAGGCCAUGAGACCAACUCCUCUGAAUUGACAGAUGUUUCUGAGAUGGUGUCAGCUAUGAAGCAGAAUCAAAACCAGGCCUACCUGCUUGCUCACCAUAUCAACAAGGAACGCAUCCUCUGCCGCCGUGACUUUCCCCUGGCUAUCCCUGGCUGCACUGCGAAGACCAUAGGGACUGGGGCCUUCUCUGUGGGUCAGAUUCGUGCUGGCUGUCCACCCAAGCAAGUAAUCCUCAGCAAGACUGUUCCCUUUAAAGUCAGUCCCAGUCAAGACUCUGCAAUACUCAGUGUUGUGACAGAGCAGACGGGGAAUCAAGAGACUACACCGACUGAACAAAAAGCAGAAAUGAAAGCAGACCCUGAGCUCACCAAAGCAAACACCCCUGAUCUCGCUUCUAAGUCACCUGAAGAACUUAAAGUGUCCGAUGCUUCGCUGACAGCUCAAGUCAGUAAAGAUCAGAAGUUAUCAAAUACUUCUGGAGAAACACUGAGCCAAAAUCUUUCUGAGGGUGUCAUGGGGAGGACCGCAGCACCUCGUAAUACAGACCCUAGCAACAAAGCCUUACCUGUCCUCCUGCCUGUGGACAGAACUGCCUCUGCCAAGAUUUCUCCCACUAAUAUGUGCCAAGAUGCCAAGACUGCCUCUAGUGAGACCAUGAAGCCUUCAAGCUCUACAGAACUUCUGUCAGUUGACGACCUUUUCUGCACAUGCCCAGUGCAACAGGAGCCUGGGCCUCAACUAAGACUAAAAGACCCACAGGUUCAGAAGGUAGUGGUGUUUCAAUCCUCCUCCCCCACAGAUGAUGAACGUCUUCGUGCAAAAGGCCUCCAGCUGGCUAACAGCAAAGAAAAUGCAGUGAGAGUAGGAGCAGAUUCUAGUUUGGCUAAACCCAGCCCUCAAAUUCAAACCAAGUACUCCCCUCAUAUGCCUGUAAAAGCAGAGAGAAAAGAAGCAGCUGAAAGUAAGACUGAUGUUGCCCAGGGCAAAUCCCACACUGAGUCACAGAAAUGCCCCAUAAAAUCAUUACCUAUUCUAGAUGAUCCAACAACACCCAGCCCCUCUGUAGACAAGGUCUCCACUCUCCCAGUCAGAGACUCAAAGAAGCAAGGCAGUGGUAAGGGGAAGUUGCAGCGCAGUGCACCUUUCCUGAGCUUUAGAAACCUUCUUUCAGCUACGUUUCCAGCAAGAAUGAGAAGAGAAACAGAUGAGCGAAGGGCUCAGUUGCAGAAAGUUCGUCAGUAUGAGCUAGAGUUCUUAGAGGAGCUGCUGAAACCCAAGUCAUCCCAGGGAGAAUUUUUGCCCCAGGGGUCCUCACCUGUGCCCUCAGGCACUCCGUGUGCCUGCCAGCUUCGCACCAGCCCUGUCCUAAAGGCACCAGGUAUCUCCCGGGAGCAGCGGCGCAGCUGUGACUGUAAGCGAAUGUGUAGGGGCAUGCGACUACCUGACACUCCAGUUGGCUCAACAACAGAGACACAACAAAGAGGCAGAGAGAGAACUAUCCAGAAGACCCCUCCAGCGGUCUCCAAAGCCACUCACACCCAAGGUGCUACAAGGAGACCUCAGACUUUAGAGAUCAAGACCACACGAAUACGCUCUACCAGCCUUGAGUCAAGAGAGCCAAGGGGAGAGCAGGGUUCCUGCUUGCCCACCUGUACUUCUCAAACAGAUUGCAUGGGAGGGCCCCAAUAUAAGAAGCUCCAGAGGCGAUACAGCAUUGGAGAGCUGGAUAACAGCGCUAGCACACCUGUGUAUGCUGAGGUGAAGCCCAAAGCCAAGAGUCUAGAGAAAGAGAUGGAGAGAGUGAGGGCGACAGGGCUGAGACUCCCAACCCCAGUAGAGCCAGUCCACACUCAGUCUCACCAAGCAGAGGGAAAGGGGAAAAAGGGUGUGUUUUUCAUUCAGGGAGAAGAGUUACUGCGUGAAAGUAAAGAUGGGACUGCUGAGGUGCUGCUGACCCUGCCCAGUGAAGACAGUGAUGACAAGGAUAAAUGUUGCUCAUUCUGUUUCUGCUACAGGAAGUGUGAGGCAGCAGAUGAGAGCAGUGAGAAGGAUGAGCUCUCAUACUCCAUACCGCUUCAGGUCCUUCCGGGCAUGGAGCUGGACUCACGUACCUUUCCUGUCGUAAGCAAAACACUCCAGGUCCUUAAUGCAGAGGACUGCAGUGGGGAGGAAGAAGAGGAUGAAGAGGAGGAGCCACAGACACAGGAGAUUGACCUGAGAGCUUGUGGUACACUGGAGGGGAGUCUGGCACGGGUACAGGCUCUACAGGGGAAAACUUUCAGCUUGCCUGAUGGUUUCCUAAAUGCCCAGUUAGAUGCUAAUGAGUUGCUAGCUAUCCUCCGUCAGUGUGCUAACAGUCCACAAGCUGACGGUGAGGCUCGUCUUCAGCCCCCACAGAUUGCAGAGUACAAACAGGAGCUGGCAGUGCGCUUCAAAGAAUUCAGAGCAUCUUGCCGGCGAGUGGCAAGUGUUGAAAAAAGCCCAACACGCAUGCUUGCUGUUGUAACAGCCAGCUUUCAAGUGUUGUGUGAACUAACUCAGACAUUUAUCAAGUUGGUCAGAGGGGUUCGUUCAGAAACCCAAAGGCUGCAGCUCUUGAGAAAAGUUGAGGAAGUGGCUAUCAACUACACUUUGCUUCUGCGUGCAGCAGAAGAAUCAAUGGGACACUCAAGCAGCUUGCCAACAAAGACAAUGAGCCCUCAAGUUCCCUCCAACACCAAUAACAUGAGCUCGCUCACUCGACCCAUCAAAACCUUGCCUGCCCAGUAA
Molecule: messenger RNA, 4728 nt
Organism: Micropterus dolomieu (smallmouth bass)
Lineage: Eukaryota; Metazoa; Chordata; Actinopteri; Centrarchiformes; Centrarchidae
Gene: frmpd3
Product: FERM and PDZ domain containing 3
Exons: 10
Coding region: 4-4728 (1574 amino acids)
Cellular component (GO): cytoskeleton
Source: RefSeq, a predicted model, not a curated record